UCAAUAUACACUUGCAGUGUUUUUGCAUGUGCAUGUGCUUUUGAUCAAUUAACAUGAAGGGCGACGGAAGGUGCUUGAAACUCUUUCUUGCAUUAUCGAUCCUUUUCCUACAAAACGUAAAAGGAGGAGAAGUUGGCCACAGCCACAACCACAGCCACAGUCACAGCCUCAGAGAUGCUAAAGUGACAGUGAGGUGCAUAGAGAGGGAAAGGCAAGCACUACUUGCAUUCAAACGUGGCCUGGUGGAUGAGUUCAAUCUACUCUCAACUUGGGGUUCAGAAGCCGAAAAACAAGAUUGUUGCAGAUGGGAAGGAGUCUAUUGUAGCAACCAAACUGGCCAUGUGAUUCAACUUCAUCUUGGAUAUUCUUUCCUUGAUGAGAUGUUUCAACCUGCUUUUGAAUAUUCUUUCCAAGGUAAGAUGAUUAGUCCUAAACUGAUUGAGUUGCAGCAUUUACAAUAUUUGCACCUUGCAUCCAUUGAUUUCAAUGAGAGCCAAAUUCCUGAUUUCAUUGGUUCUCUAACCAAUCUAAGAUACCUCAGUUUCCAUUCCUGUCAUUUGGUUGGUCAAAUUCCAAGUUCGUUUGGAAACCUCACGCAAUUGCAAUAUCUCGACCUCAGCUAUAAUUAUCAGCUUCAACCAGAAAAUCUCAAUUGGCUCGUUGCUCUUUCUUCUUUAACGGAUUUGGGCCUUGCAUCCUUUGAUUUCAAUUGGAGCCAAAUUCCAGAUUUCAUUGGUUCUCUAACCAAUCUAAGAAACCUCAAACUCUCUUCCUGUAAUUUGGUUGGUCCAAUUCCAAGUUCGUUUGGAAACCUCACACAAUUGCAACAUCUCGACCUCGCCAAUAAUCAGCUUCAACCAGAAAAUCUCAAUUGGCCCCCCGCUCUUUCUUCUUUAACAGAUUUGGACCUAAGCGGAAACAAUCAAAAUACUGUUUUGGACCUUGCAUCGAUUGAUUUCAAUGGGAGUCAAAUUCCAGAUUUCAUUGGUUCUCUAGCUAAUCUAAGGUACCUCAGUCUCAGUUCCUGUAAUUUGGUUGGUCAAAUUCCCAGUUUGUUUGGAAACCUCACGCAAUUGCAACAUCUCGACCUUAGCGGUAAUCAUCUUCAAGCAGAAAAUCUCAAUUGGCUCCCUGCUCUUUCUUCUUUAACGUAUUUGGACCUAAGCGGAGCCAAUCUCAGUACUGUUUUCGAUUGGCCAGAAGCAGUACUUAAUAAGCUCCCUAAACUAGAAGAGUUGACCUUGGUGAACUGUAGUCUUCCUCCUCCUCCUCCUCCUCCUCCUACUCUUUACAAAACAAAUUCUUCUACAUCUCUUGCGUAUGUUGAUCUCUCUGACAACCAUCUCACUUCUUCAAUAUUUCUUUGGUUGUCCAACUACAGUACAAGCCUUGUUGCUCUUGGCCUCUCCAACAAUCAUCUAUCUGGUUUCAUUCCCAAUUUCAUUGGAAACAUGAGCUCUCUUGUGGAUCUGGAUCUCUCUGAUAACCAGAUUAAAGGAGCGAAUCCAAAUUCGUUUGCAAGGCUGUGUAAUUUGCAAACAUUGCAGCUUCAAAGAAAUCAUCUGAGUGGACAAUUAUCUCAACUAUUGCCUAGAUGUGCUCAAAACUCAUUAGAGGAAUUGUACCUCUCUAAUAAUGUUCUUGCGGGGUCAUUAAACAAUCUUACAAGCUUCUCAUCUUUGGAAGUCUUGCAUCUUAGCGCCAAUCAAUUAAGCGGAAAAAUACCUGAAAGUGUUGGGCAAAUGUCCCAACUGUAUGACAUUGAUUUCAGCAUGAACUCUUUGGAAGGGGUGGUUUCAGAAACUCAUUUCUCAAAACUCUCCAAAUUAGAAUAUUUGGAUUUAUCCUCUAACUCACUAGUUUUAAACUUUAGUUCUAAUUGGGUUCCUCCCUUCCAGUUGAGAUACAUAAAUUUGACGUCCUGCAAGGUCGGUCCCCUUUUCCCAAAAUGGCUUCAAACUCAAAAACAUUUUUCCCUGCUUGAUAUUUCUAAUGCUGGAAUAUCUGAUAGCCUUCCAAGUUGGUUUUGGAGUAAUUUUCGUAGCGCAGACAUUAUUAAUCUCUCACAGAAUCUAAUCAGAGGAAUACUUACAAAUUUGACAGCAGAAUUUCCAUUUUACGCAGAACUACAUUUAAGUUCGAACCAAAUAGAAGGUCCAAUUCCCUCAAUUCUAUCACAAGCCUCAUAUCUGGAUCUCUCUAAUAAUAACAUUUCAGGGUCGCUUUCUUUCCUAUGUGCAAGUGCAGAUAUGAGUUAUCUUAAUCUUUCAAGCAACAGUUUUUCUGGAGAACUUCCGGAUUGCUGGAGCCAUUUGGAGAAUAAUCUAGUCAUGCUUGAUUUGAGUAACAACGCUUUUUCCGGAAAAAUUCCCAUGACAAUAGGCUCUUUAUUUCAAAUGCAAACUUUGAAAUUAAGAAGCAACCGAUUUGUUGGAGAAUUGCCUUCAUCGUUGAAGAACUGCACAAGUUUAGAGGUUAUUGAUCUGGGAGAUAAUAAAUUAUCAGGACCAAUACCUACAUGGUUAGGUGUGAGCUUCAAUAAUUUGGUUAUCCUGAUGCUUUCCUCUAAUCACUUCAAUGGAAGCAUGCCCUCGCAAUUAUGUCAUCUAACACGAAUUCAAAUUAUGGAUUUUUCUGUGAACAACAUCUCUGGAAGCAUACCCAAAUGCCUCAACAAUUUGACUACUCUGGCUCAAAAAGGAAAUCCAAGUCUAUCCAGUAGACAUUCUUAUACGAGACUUAUGGGUAAUAACACAGCUGCUAGUGCUAAUUAUGAGGAUGAUGCAAGCUUCAUAUGGAAAGGAAGAAUGCAGACAUACAAAAGCACUUUGGGACUUGUGAAAAGAAUUGAUCUCUCAAGCAAUAGAUUAACAGGGGAGAUUCCAAGUGAAAUCACUCAUCUUGUUGAGUUGGUUUCUUUAAACCUUUCAAGAAACCGGUUAACAGGUCAAAUAACUCCAGAGAUUGGAAAUUUGCAGUCAUUGGAUUCUCUUGAUUUGUCAAGAAACCAGAUAGAUGGAAGAAUUCCGACAAGCCUUGCUCGGAUAGAUCGUCUUAGUUUCUUGGACCUGUCAUAUAACAACUUGUCUGGCAAAAUACCAACAGGCACUCAGCUCCAAAGCUUUGAUCCCCUUGAUUAUGCUGAAAAUCCUCAACUAUGUGGACCUCCACUUAAAAAGAUGUGUGCUGAUCAAAAUGAGCCAUUGAGCAAUGAAGAGGAUAAGGAUGAGUUUAUAACACUGGGAUUUUACAUCAGUAUGGGGAUUGGAUUUGCUGCUGGAUUUUGGGGAGUUUGCGGCACUUUGAUAUUCAAUAGGUCAUGGAGAUAUGCAUACUUGAAGUUCUUGAAUGGUUUAAAUGAUUGGCUCUAUGUGAAGAUAGCUUUGAGCAAGCGGCAACUAAAGCUAGCAUAUGCUUAGUAGAUAAGCUCGCAACGCUGCAGCAUCUAAAUUAGGAGAAAAGUAGUUGUAGCUGAAUGCCUUCUUUCAGUUCAAGUGUGGAAGAUUGCCAGUAGCCGCACGCACAAGUAUCUGGAGAAGAGUUUACGAGUUAAUUUGGAGUGCUUAGUAGGAAUAAAUAUUAUUCAUAUUAGUGUUAAUUACUUGUCAGAAUAAUUAAUUCGGAAUUCUCCAAUUAAUGUUUUUUAAUAUAUUUGUUAUAGAGAAAUAAACAGAUCCAUUUUAAUCCAAGCUCACUCCGAUUAAUGUAUUAAUUCCAGCUAUAAUGUUAUUUUAAUGAACUAA
Molecule: messenger RNA, 3743 nt
Organism: Prunus persica (peach)
Lineage: Eukaryota; Viridiplantae; Streptophyta; Magnoliopsida; Rosales; Rosaceae
Product: receptor-like protein 12
Exons: 2
Coding region: 54-3419 (1121 amino acids)
Molecular function (GO): protein binding
Source: RefSeq, a predicted model, not a curated record